Messenger RNA from Durusdinium trenchii, 1209 nucleotides. Lineage: Eukaryota; Dinophyceae; Suessiales; Symbiodiniaceae. The record is from the annotation of a GenBank genome assembly.
AUGCUUCACACGAGGUGCCUCAUCUGGUGGAGGUCUCUUUGGGGCUUCAUCGAGCAGCUCUGGCACAAGCACCUUUGCCGGGAGUGCUUCGUCUGGUGGAGGUCCCCUUGGAACUGCAUCAAGCAGCUCUGGUGUCAGCCCGUUCGGUGGAAGUGCCCCAUCUGGUGGAAGUCUCUUCGGGGGCUCAUCCCAUGGCUCCACUGCAAGCCCUUUUGGUGGAAGUCCCCCAUUCGCAGGUUCAAGCGCUUCGAGCCUCUUCGGUGGACUUGGAGAGAGCCUGUCAGGAGCGUUUGGAGGGAGCUCUUCCAGCUCUGCAGGCCUCUUUGGUGGGUCCACGGGCGGAUCUUUGUCUGGCGCAUUUGGAAGCUCUUCCAGCUCUACAGGCCUCUUUGGUGGCUCAGGUGGCUCCGGAUCGGUGGCUUCGUUCGGGAGUUCUGCUGGCAGUUCCGGGCUCUUUGGUGCCACGCCAAAGAGUGCGAGCAUGGCCUCCUCCAGCCGCUUGGAUCGAGCCGGUGUUCAAGAAGAUGCCCAGAUCAAUCAGGCACUUCCACAGCGGACACGAGCACUUCGCAGGCGGCUUCUCCACAGCCGGGUGCCGCUGCGCCGUCGAAGGCCACGUCGAAGGCCAAGGCCACUGGAGCAGUCCCGGCGGCACCUGCCCGUGCCAUGCCACCUCCCGCCUUGAGUGCCCAGGAGCAGAAGAAGGCCGAAGAGCUCCUAAAGAGUUGGGAAGGGCGUUUCGGGGACCUGGCCAAGACGGUGAAGGUGGCGGGCGACGCCGCCCUGGACCUCAACGAGGAGUACAGUUCCAUGGCCGAGAAGGUCCAGGUCCUCAAAGGCGAGCAUGAAGAGCUUUGGCGAAAGCAAGAAGCGGCCGAGAAUUCCAUGCAGCUGAUUUAUGACCAGCAGGAGUUGCUUUCAGAGCUGCUUGGACACCUGGAGAUCGAGCUGGACUUGGGAUCGACUGCCAAGAAGUCAAGGAGCUCACUGAGGUUAGAAGAGAGAGCUCGGAGCUUGAACAUGCAGCUGGACGAGCUGACUGGGCAGGCCCGGAGGCUCACGGAGCUGAUCGGUGCUCAGGGGCCCUCCGACCCGAUGGCACACAUGGCGCAUUUGCUCGCGGCCCAUCAGAGCGAGCUGGACGCUGUUCAGGAGCGCCUCAACGCCUCAGAGGAACAGCUCAAGGCUCAGGAGGCAUCACUGAUGUGA